UCAACAGCUGUGCCGGACUAAACUACGCGAAUUUUGUCGUAAUCAGCUAAUAUAUACGUAUCUACGAAAAUUUAUCUAUCUAGAGCCGUACCUAAUGCAUUUAAAAUUAUAGACGUAUUUGUUAGUGUCCGGAUAUCAUUGAAAUAUUCAUUUAAAUGUCUGUUUAUUGUUGAAUUGUCUGGUUUUCGUUUUCGUUACACAUUAAGCGUCGAUAAGUGGUGUAUUAUGUGUUUGUUCAGUUAAUUUAUUGCGUAAAAAGUAUUUGUUACGACUUAAAGAGUGAAAUAAUGGCAGACAAUGGAGACCGGUCUAGCCUUCUACCUUUGCCAAAGAGAUCCAUCGCAACUACUAUAGAGUUGCCAAUACUUCUUAAUAUGAUUGCUGUGUCUCUAACAGGUUCGGCCCUUAGCAACAUAAUUCUAUACAGGACGUGUGUACACUCCUUAGGUCACACCGAAUAUGAAUGUAAACCAUUUCUAUCGCCGAUAAAAACAAAUGCUACCGCAGGACUAGAGGAAGACGUGCAAAGAUACUCCACUUACAUAUCUACAGUGAAAAUGGUGUUAGAGUACCUCUGCCCGGCGGUUUUGUCUAUGUUCUUAGGAGUCUGGUCGGAUACGUAUGGUAGAAAGCCAUUAAUAGUAUGGCCAUUGUUUGGUAUGGCGAUAUCGGGCAUCUUGAUAGUCAUCUUCGCCAUGAUAGAAACCCUGAGCCCGUGGUGGUACGUCGCUACGGCAGUCCCGUUCUCCAUCACUGGCGGAUACAUUGUCAUGUUCACCGGUGCGUACUGCUAUAUCAAUGAUACCAGCUCAGCUAGCAGCUCGUCGCUUAGAAUGACAAUAUUGGACGCAACAAUAUCGUUGGGCACUAUAGCUGGAAAUUUGUUUAGUACUUACCUCAUAUUGACGAUUGGAAACGUCUAUCUACUAUUAUUAACAGCUACACUCAACGUGAUAGCGUACUCCUUUGCAAAUAUAUGGAUAAUGGAAUCUUUGAGAGGGGCAUUGGAGGGUGGAGCAUCAAGAGUUCUAGACUUAUUGUACGUUAAAGAAAUGACCAGCGAAUGCUUCAAGAAACGGCCAUACAACGGCCGUGCACAAAUUAUUCUUCUUGCAGUAAUUAGAAUACUACUGAUCAUGAUAAUCUACGGACUGAGUACUUUAGAGUACAUGUAUUCGAGACAAAAGUUGCACUGGUCCCUGCGACAGUACACAACAUAUUCGUCGGUCAGUGCGCUGAUUAUGUUCUUAGGGGGGUUCCUUGGAGUUAUUCUGGUGCAAAAGUUGCUGCGGCUCGGCGAUGUAUCAUUUUCUAUGCUCGCAUUGUUUACGGCUGCUGCCGAUAAUAUGUUGAAGCUGUUUGCGGUUGAAUCGUGGUAUAUGUAUUUGGGUUCAGCGAUAUCGCUGUUUAAAGGUUUAACAGGGCCACUGUUACGUUCGUUCCUCACUAAGAACUUCCCCAUGGAGGAUAUCGCCAAAAUUUUUGCAUUCCUUUGCGCGGUUGAAAGCAUUGGCCCAAUGCUGGCACCGGUUAUAUUCAACUCGCUGUACAGCGUUACUCUGGCGACAUUUCCUGGGGCAAUCUAUGUCCUUAGCAGCGUGAUGAAUGCCGCUUGUCUGAUCAUGCUAGGAUUUGUGUUAAUGUAUUCAAGAAAAGGGUCGUCGGCAAUCUAUCAGACCAUUGACAAUGAUAUUGGUACAGUAUACUAUUUAAUAAUCAUACCAUUUAGUAAAUUAUUUAUGUGUAGAUUCAUAAGAUAAGAUAUGGUUUUUUGGAGACUGGCGAAGUACCUAUGAAACUAGCAAUCAUUUUUGAUAUCUAAAAAAACAACAAUUGAAGGUUUGUGAUAAAAAAGAAAACAAAAUGUUGCACCAUGAAAAAAUGGUGUAUAAAAUGUAACUAUUUAUCUUUAAUAUAACUUAAACAAUUGGUGCCAAAGUUUUUGGUCAUAAAAAAAUCUUACCUAAUUUGACAGGUCUAUAAAUAGUGCUGCCUGUCAAGAGAAACAUAGCUCCCCGCAUUUUAUUAAUAAGACAGAUCUACUUUUACAAAUUUAUUACUAAAACCCCAUGGCGACUUGGCCGCUCGCUAAUCAAAAUAAUACUUCUUACUAUUAUUAUUAUUAUUGAAGUCAAAUGCACACACGAAAACAAAAUACAAAG
Messenger RNA from Pararge aegeria (speckled wood butterfly), 2162 nucleotides. Its product is annotated as solute carrier family 46 member 3-like. Gene Ontology annotation, molecular function: transmembrane transporter activity. Gene Ontology annotation, cellular component: membrane. The transcript has 8 exons. Gene Ontology annotation, biological process: transmembrane transport. NCBI's taxonomy places the organism in Eukaryota, Metazoa, Arthropoda, Insecta, Lepidoptera, Nymphalidae. The coding region runs from base 288 to 1760 and encodes 490 amino acids. The record is from RefSeq and is a predicted model, not a curated record.